This is a messenger RNA of Naegleria gruberi, 1404 nucleotides long. RefSeq names its product farnesyltransferase beta subunit. NCBI's taxonomy places the organism in Eukaryota, Heterolobosea, Eutetramitea, Acrasida, Naegleriidae. Gene Ontology annotation, molecular function: protein farnesyltransferase activity. The coding region runs from base 1 to 1404 and encodes 467 amino acids. Gene Ontology annotation, biological process: protein farnesylation. Gene Ontology annotation, cellular component: protein farnesyltransferase complex. The transcript has 2 exons. The record is from RefSeq and is a predicted model, not a curated record.
AUGCCAUUGUUUGAAUUCCACGAUUUGCGUCAAUUGCAAAAGGAUGAUGAUGUAAGAACAGAAUCCUCUCGAGAGCAAGCCAGUACUGAAGGAACCUUGAACAAAUUCUAUAAUCCAUACAUUCAGAAACAAGCAUUAUUCUUUGAUUCAUUGGUUUUAUUUAUUGAAGAACAUACAAAAUUUGCUAAAAAAGGUCUCCGAACCCUUCCAUCAUAUUUUGAUUCAUUGGAUGCUAGUAGACCAUGGUUUUGCUUUUGGUGUUGCAAUGCAUUGAGCAUGCUCCCUAACUUGGGAAAUGAUCCAACACUUGUAUCGGAUUUUAGUAAUUUUCUUGGAAAUUUCUGUCAAGACAAGGAAAAGGGUGGAAUUGCAGGAGGUCCAGGACAAUUAUCACACGUUGCACCUACAUUUUCUGGUACUAUUGCAUUGUGUGCUUUGAAAGCAAACCAAGGAUUGGAUUUAAUUGACAAGCAAAAAAUGUAUUCUUUUUUAUAUAGUUUGAAAGAUCCUGUCUCUAAAGGAUUUAGAAUGCAUGUGGAUGGUGAAGUUGAUACAAGAGGAUGUUUUUGUGCAUUAAUUGUUGCUACUGUUUUGAAUAUUAUGGAUGAUAAAUUGACAGAAGGUGUAGCAGAAUAUAUUGUCAAUUGUCAAACUUAUGAAGGAGGUAUUGGAGCUUAUCCAGGAGUUGAAGCACACGGUGGAUACACUUAUUGUGGAUUGGCAGCUAUGAUGUUCAUGAAGAAAGCUCACCUUCUCGAUUUAGAUUCAUUAACACACUGGCUUGCCAGAAGACAAAUGUCAUAUGAAGGAGGAUUCCAAGGAAGAACAAACAAGCUGGUAGAUGCUUGUUAUUCGUUUUGGGUUGGUGCCUCUUUCCCUCUCUUAGAAGCUGCUUUAGUUUCCCUUAAGGAUCCAAAAGACAGAACUGAAUUAGAUCAACAAAUUCUCGAUUAUCUUCAAUGGCAACCUCCAACUUUGGACUCGGAAACCAGAAUCAAAUAUACACCAAAGACAUUCAGUUUGAAGGACACUUUGAAAAAAAUCAAAACCCACCACAAUUCUGAGGAGUAUUGCCAAAUUGAGGAAAUGGAGGCAACAGAACCAUAUUUGGAUUUGCAAGAUUCAGAAUGGAUGUUCAAUCAAACAGCCUUACAGGAAUAUCUUCUCUUGUGUUGCCAACAAGAGUCAGGAGGUCUUCGUGACAAACCAGUCAAACAACCAGACUUUUAUCACACUUGUUACGCCUUGUUUGGUUUAUCAAUUUCUCAACACAAUCCAAGUGGUUCUCUGGCUGUUUUGGGCGAUUGCAAAAAUCUUCUCAGACAAAUCAAUCCUCUCUUCCAAAUGUGUACAGAUAGUGUUUCAAAUGUUUUGAAUUAUUAUGGAGGUAGAACGAGUGUGUAA